This is a messenger RNA of Orycteropus afer afer, 1740 nucleotides long. The record is from RefSeq and is a predicted model, not a curated record. Lineage: Eukaryota; Metazoa; Chordata; Mammalia; Tubulidentata; Orycteropodidae.
AUGUCAUCAUGUAUCUCUAGCCAGCCCAGCGGUGACCGAGCCGCCCCCCAGGAUGUGCUGGGGGGCGGGGGCGGCGGCAGCAGCAGCAGUGAAGGUCAGAAGCCCUGUGAGGCCCUGCAAGGCCUCUCAAGCUUGAGCCUCCGCCUGGGCAUGGAGUCCUUCAUUGUGGUCACCGACUGUGAGCCAGGCUGUGCCACCGAUGGCCAGGAGGUGCCCCUCCAUGCCUCCGGGCCCCCAGCCCGGCCCCACCUCUCCAGCCGCAAGCUGUCUCUGCAGGAGCGGCCCCCCGGUGGCCCGGCGGCCGGCGAAGGCCCCGACAUGAACGGGCGCUGCAUCCACCCAUCCCUGCCAUACUCCCCCAGCGGGUCUCCACAGUCCUCCCCGCGGCUGCCCCACAGGCCCACGGUGGAAUCUCACCACGUCUCCAUCACGGGUGUGCAGGACUGUGUGCAGCUGAAUCAGUACACGCUGAAGGAUGAAAUUGGAAAGGGCUCCUAUGGCGUGGUCAAGCUGGCCUACAAUGAAAACGACAAUACCUACUAUGCGAUGAAGGUGCUGUCAAAGAAGAAGCUGAUCCGCCAGGCAGGUUUGCCACGCCGGCCCCCACCCCGAGGCACCCGGCCAGCCCCGGGGGGCUGCAUCCCGCCCCGCGGCCCCAUCGAGCAGGUGUACCAGGAGAUUGCCAUCCUCAAGAAGCUGCACCACCCGAACGUGGUGAAGCUGGUGGAGGUCCUGGAUGACCCCAAUGAGGACCAUCUGUACAUGGUGUUUGAACUGGUCAACCAGGGGCCUGUGAUGGAGGUGCCCACCCUCAAGCCGCUGUCCGAAGACCAGGCCCGGUUCUACUUCCAGGACCUGAUCAAAGGCAUCGAGUACUUACACUACCAGAAGAUCAUCCACCGGGACAUUAAACCCUCCAACCUCCUGGUGGGAGAAGAUGGACACAUCAAGAUUGCUGACUUUGGUGUCAGCAACGAGUUCAAGGGCAGUGACGCUCUUCUCUCAAACACCGUGGGCACGCCUGCCUUCAUGGCACCCGAGUCACUCUCAGAGACCCGGAAGAUCUUCUCGGGGAAGGCCUUGGAUGUUUGGGCCAUGGGUGUGACGCUGUACUGCUUUGUGUUUGGCCAGUGCCCGUUCAUGGACGAGCGGAUCAUGUGUUUGCACAGUAAGAUCAAGAGCCAAGCCCUGGCCUUUCCAGACCAGCCUGACAUAACCGAGGACUUGAAGGACCUGAUCACCCGUAUGCUGGACAAGAACCCCGAGUCGAGGAUCCUGGUGCCGGAGAUCAAGCUGCACCCCUGGGUCACGAGGCACGGGGCAGAGCCACUGCCAUCGGAGGACGAGAACUGCACCCUGGUCGAGGUGACCGAAGAGGAGGUCGAGAACUCGGUCAAACACAUUCCCAGCCUGGCGACCGUGAUCCUGGUGAAGACCAUGAUUCGCAAACGUUCCUUCGGGAACCCGUUUGAGGGCAGCCGGCGGGAGGAACGCGCCUUGUCGGCACCCGGGAAUCUGCUCGCCAAAAAACCCACCAGGGAGCGUGAGCCCCUGCCUGAGCCCAAGGAAAGACGGCAGCGCAGACAGCCCGCGGGGCUCCGGGCCACCCCACACCGGGGAGGAGGAGGCGCUCCCGUGAAGGCUGCACCGCCUGCUGACAGCUGGGGGGCCCCGGUCGCUGGUUUCCCCACAUGCAUGCCGCCACCGCAGCCCGAGGCGGAAGCGAUGGAGCCGGAGUAG